GGAUUUUGCACUAUAUAAGCAUUUAAGGAUUUUAAAAUCUUACAUUUGCAUACAUGUCACAAGUUUUACUUUGUAAAUGAAAGUAACACUCUUUGAUACCUCAACCACUUUGAAGGUACAGACUUCUAACUUUAUUGCUUUUCAUUUCAGGUUUCCGAUGAGCCCUUUCUAGUGUUCAGUUGUCCCACGUUUACUGGUUUAGUUGAGCAGUGAUUGCCACCAUAAUUCAUGAACCACAUGGCGAGGAGUUAGGCAACCAAAGUGGUGAUCGUGGAGACUGGAGUCUCACACAUGAACAUGUCUUAAGAGUCAUUCCAAGACUGUAUCUGACGCGUGGCUAUAACUGCUUGUAGGAUAGAGACUGUCACGUGGUCCACUUCCUUUCUCUUGUGGUAACUCUUACAAGUUCAGACCACAUUUCCUUGGCAGUCAAAAUAUCUGUAACCUCCAUCUGCAACAGACACAGUCAGGAGUACCUGCCUCUCGUCUUAUUUGCCUUCGUCUAGGUGAUUGGAGCCCAUUACCAUCCAGUCAUGACGGGAAAUUUAAGCAGCGCCAAGCUAGACAACGCCACCCUGUUCCUGUUUCAGAAUGUGAACACCAGCAUCAUCAUUUCUGUCAUCUACAUGAUCGUCACUGCCAUUAACCUAGUGGCAAAUGGUCUUUCUAUGUGGCUCCUCAUCUUCCGUACCACACCCAAGACUCCCUCCAUCAUCUUCAUGAUUAAUCUUACCAUCACCGACAUGGCCCUCGGUACUGCCCUGCCCUUCCAGAUUGCCUACCAGCUCAAAGGAUACCACUGGGAUCUGGGAUCAAAUAUGUGCAGUUUCCUGACCCUCGUCUUCUACACCAAUAUGUACUGUUCCAUCCUGACCAUGAUGGCCAUCAGUAUUGACCGCUACCUGGGCAUCAUCAGGCCCAUGCAAUUCAAGCAAACCAGAGAGAGGAAGUCCAUCGCUGUCAUCAGUUGCCUUUUCAUGUGGGGUUUGGUCCUGAGUGUUCUGUACCCACUGAUGACCACAGACUUGACCUUUGAAAUCCAAGAUCUCAGGAUUAUCACCUGCUUUGAUGUGCUGAAGAAAGACAUGCUUCCGUCAUUGCAGGCUUGGGUGACCUUCAUCUUCGGCAUGGUGUUCCUUCUCUUCCUCUUACCAUUCUGUGUCACAACAUUCUGCUAUAUAAGUGUCAUACGCAAACUUGCCAGGGAUUCCAAGACAGCCCAGAAAAAGAGAGCAAUACGUCUGGCCAUCUUUGUUCUCCUGGUCUUCACCAUUUGCUUUGCACCCAACAACAUCCUCCUGUUGGUUCACAGUGUGCUGAGGCUCUUCUAUAAUAAGUCUGCCUACAUGGCCUACAAACUUUCUCUCUGUUUCAGCUGUGUGAAUAGCUGCCUCGAUCCCUUCAUUUACUACUUUGCUUCAAAGGAAUUCAGACAAAAGCUGAGACAGAUAAUGAAUCUGCAGAGCCAGAGUAGCGCAGACUCGAUGAAGAUGGAUAAUAAAGAGAGUUUGUACUCGUCAUAGUGCGUUUAUGAAGGUCAAGAGAAAGAACACACCAAAGUGUCUUUGAUACCAGAGCACACCAUAGCAUAGAGAGUGGGAAUGUGACAAAAGAGAAAAAAGGGUGAGAGAGACACGAGAAAGGAAGUGAGAGAAAAAUAGAGUGUGCCAGAGGUGUGAGUGUGCAUGUGACAACAUCUUGCAACAUCUUUUCUUGGGUCAAAUAUGAACAUCAUUUGAUUUAGUUUUUUAUGUGCACCACAAAGCAAAUGAUCAUGGACUGCAGCUGAGUCCGUUUGCCAAAAUUAAUCUUCAUCUUCUCCAUUAUGUGUUUGGUUUUUUUUUUCAGAAUGAGUAACCAUUUACUGUCUGUAGAUCUGCCACAUGCAUCAUAAAAGUUAUCCUGACUGAAUGUAGCAUGCAAAUGUGUGUAAAAACCCAUGAUUAAAGUGUUUGCAAUAUAUUAGCCUUCAUAUCCCAAACAUAGCUGACCUUUUAACAUUUCCAAUAUUGUCACUUUAAAUGUCUCCAAAUAUCUCUGGAUGUUUGGCUAGUUUCUUUUUGUCCUUCUUAACUUCUUCUUAACCUACUUAUUUAACUUGCUUUGUUUCAAAAAAAUAAAAUUAUUUUAUAAAUUGUUA
Seriola dumerili (greater amberjack) is the source of this 2140-nucleotide messenger RNA. It is a transcript of the gene p2ry8, whose product is annotated as P2Y purinoceptor 8-like. Gene Ontology annotation, cellular component: membrane. The transcript has 3 exons. Gene Ontology annotation, molecular function: G protein-coupled receptor activity. The record is from RefSeq and is a predicted model, not a curated record. NCBI's taxonomy places the organism in Eukaryota, Metazoa, Chordata, Actinopteri, Carangiformes, Carangidae. Gene Ontology annotation, biological process: positive regulation of Rho protein signal transduction; phospholipase C-activating G protein-coupled receptor signaling pathway. Bases 534 to 1523 code for a protein of 329 amino acids.